Molecule: messenger RNA, 2650 nt
Organism: Triplophysa rosa
Lineage: Eukaryota; Metazoa; Chordata; Actinopteri; Cypriniformes; Nemacheilidae
Gene: ccdc92
Product: coiled-coil domain containing 92
Exons: 4
Coding region: 823-1872 (349 amino acids)
Source: RefSeq, a predicted model, not a curated record
AUUCAAGUGGUGGUUUAUGUCGCUGUAAUUGUUGCGCUGUCCGCAAUGCAGGUGCUGUUUAUGAUCCUGCUCAUUCUCACGUGUAUGUGUUGAUGUGAUUUGGCCAAUGAGAUGCUGCCACGAUAAACAUUGUGUUUUUUUAUUCUCGCGUUUGUUAUCAUAAUUGUUGUUUCUGCAAUAAAUGCUUUUAAUAGUAAUACAACUGUGGUAAAUAACUUAAUAAUACAAAUAUUUGUAUCAACCUGCUGUUGUUGCCAGCACAGUACAGUGCAUCAUAUGUCAUCAUACAAGCUUACAUCAUACACUAUGUAGUGGGUGUGACACUAGGGCUGGUCCUCUCCAGAGCACUACAUGUUGGUUGUACGGUAUUUGCCUAUAAAGUGACCAGGAUGUAGCCAAUGUUUAAUCUCCUAUAACGCUGCAGUUCAUAGAUUAUUAAUGCAAGGGAGAGAUAGAGAAUUUUGAGGGCAGCUGUUACGAGUGUGAGGACGACACAAGAGAUAGUAUAUGUGGGAGGAAGAAACAGUUGCGUCUUAAUGUCAGGGGGAUUCUUUGUGUCUCAUGGAGCAGGGCGGGGGAGGCCUCACCCACUGACUUGAAGGGACUAACAUCAGUCAGAACAGAGCAAAUGUCAACGUAAUGUCUACCAGCACACAAAUAGCUCCUAAACAGGAAUGAGGGAGUUUUUAUGUUUGCUGUGGAAGAUUUCUAAAGGAUGGUCAAUGCUUCCGAUGCAUUCAUUUACGGUGUCCUGAGCUACUGUGUGUGUGAUUGAGCGAGUGAGGUUAUUUAUACAUGUGUGUGUGACCGUAUCUCAUCACCAUGGCCUCGGCGAGUGUGACCUUGGAGAAUCAACUCCACAGUGCGCAGAAGAACCUGCUGUUCCUGCAGCAAGACCAUGCCAACACGCUCAAGGGUCUUCACGACGAGAUCCGUCGCCUGCAACAGCACUGCACAGAUCUCACAUAUGAGCUGACAAUGAGGAGGUCUGAUGCAGGCGACGAUGGUGAGGCCCGCUGCAGAGAACUGCACCAGCGCUGUGAGGAACUGGAGGCUCAGCUGAAGGCUAAAGAGCAGGAAAACACAGAGCUCCUGCGGGACCUGGAACAGAAGAACGCCAUGAUCUCAGUGCUGGAGAACACCAUCCGUGAGCGAGAGAAAAAGUACCUGGAUGAGCUGAAGCUGAAAAGCCAUAAGUUGGCCGUGCUGUCUGGAGAGCUGGAGCAGAGAGCCAGCACCAUCGCCUACCUCACGUCCCAGCUCCACGCUACCAAAAAGCGCCUACUCGCCGGGGGCGCGUCAGGCUUGAGCCCCUCCGUCAGCCCUGUUGGCUCUUUCAAACCAACCCCUCCACCUGCUCCUGCGGCAACUGGAAACGAAAAGGACAUCCGCCAGCCCGACACCCCUCGCAGGCGCAUGCGCAAAAGUCUUUCGCAGCCACUGCACUCCGAAUACACAGAGCUGUAUCGAUUGGGUGCCACAGACGGCCGCAGGCUGGUACUGAGAGAUUCAGUCGAUUCCAUGCCAGAUCCCACACCCUUCCUGCAGGCCAGAGAGCCAGCCGCCCACGCAGAGUCGCAACCAGUGGUUCGAGAACGCCCUGCUGUAAUCCCGCCCAUUGCUUCUUCGGCCACACACCCUGCAUCAUCCAGCCCCUCCCACAUCCCCAUGCCCCCAAGCCCUAGAAAUAGUCCUGCACGGGAGGUGCCCCAUGCUAACGCGCAUAUAGGAGUAGCACAUCGGAUCCACCACUCACCCUCAGCCGGUGGAGGUGCAGCCCGGCCACAGGCGGAGGUGGAGACCCUCGCCGUGGACCAGGUCAAUGGGGAGCAGGUGGUCCGCAAACGCUCGGGGACGGACAGGACUGUUUAAGACUCAUGCACGCAUUUAAACAUCUCCGAACACAGAUAGAAGUAUAUAAUAAAUAUAGGCGUGUUAAGACCAAUGCAGUAUAUGCAGAACUGUUUAUGACUGUGAAAACAUACAAACGGCUCAAAUCAUCAAUGUACCUCUGACAAAAACACACCUGUUAUUACGCUACAGAUGUAAAACAAAUAACUAACCAAUACAACAGCACAGCACAACCCCCGGAGACGUGAACAACACACUGGAACUGUUAAGACUGUUAUUGGAAAUUUCGAGCGAAUAUGAAUGUGUUUUUAAGAGAAAGAUGGAGAGUGCGGUAAGAGCUACUGUACGUCCUGCUUUUGCUGCUUUUUAUGCAACAAUGUAAAAACAGACUUUUGUUCACGAUUGGUUUGAUAUCUUAUUUCUCUCAUCUCAGUCGAGGAGAACUGUGAGCAUGCCAAAUGUUUUUUUUUUCUCGUGCCCACCUGAGCAUCUUCGUUGCACUUUGUAUUGUUCGUUUCUGUUUGUCUUUGAUGUCCCAUUCAGUUUGACUCCAGAUGCAAAACGCGUAUAUUGCCAAACUCGUCAUUGCCUGCUGAUUUAAUAUGCUGGGAUGCAUAUUCAUAUCUACUCAUAUUUAUUCAUGAGCACUGCAGUGGUACUGAAAUCUCCUUGAGCUCUCCUCGCGCUCUCGCUCGCAUAUCUACAGGCUAAUGUGAAGAGUCUCGAUGCUCCUUAUUAAACACCUACUGAAAUCAAAGAACAAACGUCUCAGUCACUUGUGUUUCUCUUGCUUUUGUUA